AAUAAAAAUAUAUAUAAACAAUAGAUUUUGAUUAAAAAUUUGCAAAAACAACAAGAAGAGCAAGAUAGAUAUAGAUAUUGAGAGAGAGAGAGAGAGAGAGAGAGAGAGAGAGAGAGAGAAGAAUACUUGGUUUUUUUUGGAGAGAGAGAAUGGUGUAGUCCAGUCAAUCAAUCAUGGAGGAGUUUUUGAGGCCAUGAAAAGGUUUUUCUGAAGCUGUUCUUGUUCAGCAACCUGUUCGAUUUGGCUAUAUAAUCUAAGAUGGACUUCUCAGAAUCUACAAAAAUUGUAUACGAUAGGAUCCAAAAAAUCGACCCCGAAAACGUCUCCAAGAUUGUGGGGUAUCUCCUUCUUCAAGAUCAUGGUGAAAGAGAAAUGAUAAGAUUAGCAUAUUGCCCCGAUAAUUUAAUACACUCUUUGAUCAAUAAAGCAAAAACCCACCUCAAAUUACCUUCCAAUAUCCCCGAAAUGCCCCUACACUUCACACCAUUUACACCUUCAACUCGUCAUUCACCAUUGACUAUCCAAAUCCCAAGUCAACCAGUUGACUAUGUUCCCAUGGUUUAUCCCGCUUCAUUUCCCGAAGAUUAUCGUCUUCACAACCACCUUCGUUUCCUUUCAUUGGAAGAUCAAAUUGACUCGGUCAACACCCCAGAUUUUUCACCUAACAAUUUCUACAAGUCAUCAGAACCUUCAUUAGGUCCUAGAGCCAAUCGGAGGUCGCCAAGUCUACCCGAAUUCCCAUUCAAAGUUUGCCAUUACUUCAUUAAAGGAUUCUGUAGACAUGGAAACAAUUGUCGAUACUUGCAUCCUUCAUCCGAAAGUUUCUCCUAUAUCGAGGACGAAAACGUCUUUUCACCCGGGUCUCUUGAGAAACUAGAGUUAGAACUCACCGAGCUUUUGAAAUCAAGAAGAGGGUUUCCUCUCUCCAUAGCCUCUUUACCAAUGCUUUAUUAUGAAAAAUUCGGUAAGUCAUUACAAGCUGAGGGGUAUUUGACCGAAAGUCAACGACAUGGGAAAGCCGGUUAUAGUUUGACUAAACUUCUUGCAAGGCUUAAAAGCAUUUGUCUCAUUGAUAGGCCACAUGGGCAACACGCUGUCAUUUUGGCUGAUGACCUGGCAAAAUGUAUGGAUCAUAAUGGAGAUAGAGAUAGGAAUGAACAUGGUGGUAUUGUAGCAGGAUCUAGACAAAUAUACUUGACAUUUCCAGCCGAGAGUACCUUUUCGGAGCGUGACGUUUUCAACUAUUUCAACAAAUUUGGGCCGGUUCAUGACGUGAGAAUUCCAUGUCAGCAAAAGAGAAUGUUUGGAUUUGUGACUUUUGUAUUUGCGGAUACGGUUCGCCAUAUUUUGAACAAGGGAAAUCCUCAUUUUGUAAGUGGUGCUCGUGUUUUGGUCAAACCCUAUCGUGAGAAAUCUAAGGCGGAUGAUAGGAAACAUGGAGAGGCAUUUCAGCACUCGAUAUACCAAGGUGGCCACGGUCUUGAUAGUGAAAUUGGACUGCAGUCAAUGCCAAGAAUUUGUGAUAAUUCAAGGCUAAUCAAGAAGCAAAUCAUCGAAGAACAACAAGAACAAGCACUUGAAUUUGAGAGAAGGCAUUUCUCAGAGAUGCAAUUAUCUGCGGAUCUCAAUAACCAAUUUCCAUCUUUUAGAACCACACUCGAAGAGUUGAGGCUACCAGAAGGCAAUUCCCAUGCACAACAAAUGAACUUUCGUUCAACCGAGCGUUUUAAUUAUCUUUUAGAUUAUCUCAACAACGGUCCUUCUAAUGAUGAAAGAAUUAGGCAGAUAAACACCAAGUACAACGAGGAGAGUAGUCAAGGGCUAAAUCUUCCAGACAGCCCGUUUGCAGCUGCAUUAGGGGGUGAAAUAUCGACAGUUAUAUAGCUUCUUCAAAGAUAACAAACAAGAGCAGGUUUAUAGAGUUAGAGAUGACAGAAAAUCAACGGCCGUUUGGAUAAUGGAUAUACGAAGACAACAAAAGUUUAUAUAGAGAAUGUUUUUAGGGCGACAAAAAGGUUGCAAAUUAUAUAGAAAGAAAAGAAUGUAAGUAGGAUGGAAAAAAGUGAGGAAGAGAGUGGCUUAAGAAUUAAGAUAGAAAGUAAAAGUUUAGGUGGUCUAAAGUAAAAAGGCAGAAAAGAAUUCUGCGUCUUUGAGAUAUUAUAUUACUAUAUAAUAUAAUUUGCAAUAAUAAAAGCUUAGUUUAUACGAA
Messenger RNA from Lactuca saligna, 2209 nucleotides. NCBI's taxonomy places the organism in Eukaryota, Viridiplantae, Streptophyta, Magnoliopsida, Asterales, Asteraceae. The record is from the annotation of a GenBank genome assembly.